ACGGAAAUAAAUCAUAUUCAGUUUUAAGCUAGAUUUUAAAAAAUCAACAUCAUGAUGGAAGUUUUUCUAUUUUUUAUCGCAUUAUUUACAAACAUUGACAAAAUCUUAGGCAAUAAUGUGAUUGACGUUGACGAUAUUUUAUCGGAGGAUUUUAUGCCGGGGACACUUCUCAUGCUUGAGAAUCCUAAAGGUGCAGUGAAAAAUUUGAAUGACAGUAUUUUGGAGUUUAGUGAUAAGAAUGGUGAUGGGUCUUUUGGGAAUGCGAUGGAAACAAUGGGUUAUCACAGAUCAAUGAUGAAUGAAUAUUUGUGUCGAAAUUACGUCGCCGAGGAAAUUAUCAGUGACAUGACUUUAUCAAGAAUUAAAAGACGAAUGGGGUCGCAAGCCCCAAAUUCACAAAAACGGGAAAAAGGACAAAAUGUUAAAAAUCAAAUGUUACAAGACGAAGGAUCCUCUAAUUACAAGGAUUGGCUUUCCAAGAGUACUACUCUCGAAGAUAUAUACCGUCAUUAUGACAAUAAGGGCAACCGAAUUGAUAAAGACGAUGACGAUAAAGAUGACGAAAAUAAUGACGAUUAUGACGCUCAAGUUGUUGGUUACAAUUAUCAACAACAAGGUGGAGGCGGUGGUUAUCCAUACUCUCAUGGAGGUUCAAAUGGUGGGGGCGGCGGAUAUUCUUACGGAGGUGGAGGUGGAGGCGGUGGUUAUGGCGGUGGCGGAAUUACAUCCCAUGGAGGAGGAGGGUAUGGUGGUCAUGGUAUGCCAGAACCUGAACAUAUUAUCCCUGAGCAACCAAAGUAUCAAAUCUACCACGAAGAAAGCCACAGCAGUUCUAAAGAUCAUGAUUUGUCCGAUUUAUUCGAAAUUGCAUUGACUGCUCUAGCUUAUUUGUCAUUUGGACUGUUUAUAAUUCAUGUAAUAAUGUGUAUUUCUAUGGCUACUAAUAGUACUUCAACAGCGACUGGAAUGAUGAUGCCGAUGAGUAUGACUCCAACUUCGACUGGUAUGAAUGGUGGUGGUGGUACAAGCACGGGAGGGGGUGGUACUGGCACAGGCAUGGGUGGGGGAAGUACCGGGACAGGCACAGGUGGAGGAGAAACCCCAACAGGCACCGGAAAUGGGGGGGAAACUCCAACUGGCACGGGAGGUGGUACCGGCACUGGAAAUGGCGGGGAGACUCCAACUGACACGGGAGGUGGUACCGGCACUGGAAAUGGCGGGGAGACUCCAACAGGCACGGGAGGCGGUACCGGUGGUGACGGUGGAACAGGCGAAGGAGAUGGAAACGGAGGAUCUACAGGAGAUGGUUCCACAGGUACUGGAACUGGAACUGGAACUGGUACUGGAACUGGAACUGGUACUGGUACUGGUACUGGCACCGGAACGGGAGGAACUGGCACUGGAACUGGUGGUACUGCUACUGGGAGGGAUACCAUUAAGUUUCAGUACAAGCGAGACAUUCCGAUUAUUACGAAUCCGAAUAAUCAAGCUCUAAACGAGUUAGCUAGAAGGAUUUUGACAUCAAUAGAAGCUGCUUUUCUGGCCAAUGAAGAUGAUGGGAAUUGUUUGAGAUUAACUUUGUGUGAAAAUAAUAAGUAUUCUAGGACUAUUGAAGGAAAUAAUAAAAUUUUGAUACCAGUGUGGAGCUUGGGCAUGAGUUGGAUUUCCGGUCGUCUUACCAAAAAUAUAAAUCCGGCGACAUCAAUGCUUGAUAGUUUGAAAGCUUCGAUUCUUGGUUUGGGUAAAGCAAACUGUGAGAUAAUUUACCAUAAUUGUGAUUUACGGCAACAGAAGCGGGAGCGUCGCAAAAGAAAGAAGAGAAAUUCUGGCAAUAAAAAGCAGAAAUAA
This is a messenger RNA of Tribolium madens (black flour beetle), 1848 nucleotides long. Its product is annotated as keratin, type I cytoskeletal 10-like. The transcript has 7 exons. The coding region runs from base 52 to 1848 and encodes 598 amino acids. The record is from RefSeq and is a predicted model, not a curated record. Lineage: Eukaryota; Metazoa; Arthropoda; Insecta; Coleoptera; Tenebrionidae.